This is a messenger RNA of Endocarpon pusillum Z07020, 2112 nucleotides long. RefSeq lists its product as uncharacterized. The transcript has 3 exons. Gene Ontology annotation, cellular component: nucleus. Lineage: Eukaryota; Fungi; Ascomycota; Eurotiomycetes; Verrucariales; Verrucariaceae. The record is from RefSeq and is a predicted model, not a curated record. Bases 1 to 2112 code for a protein of 703 amino acids.
AUGCUCGACUACUCAGAGAGUCCUCCAUCACUACAUCACUCGCCGGCAACGAGUGACAACGUUCUUCCUACCUCAAGGGAAUCUACUCCUCUUACUCCUGUUGGAUUUGCCGCAUCGAUCAAUCGGAGGUCAGAGAAAGAUCGAGGCAAGGACGGCCAUCUACCGUGGUUCAGGAGACCAAUAGACGUGGGCACCGCGACAACAAGCCCAUUCCCCGACUCCCCUCUUCUCGAGCCCGACUUCGACGAUCACUCUUUUCCUCUGUUCGGAGCGUCGCCUCCUGCAGGCACCAUGGCGGGUGCUGCUAACCCAAUCGACAUUGCCACCCGCCAGGCCUCUACAUCACCACGCGGGCCACAAUCCUCAAAUCUGACUUCUGCGUUGCAGGGAAAGUUAGUUGGUGAAGCGAGGCAUGUGCCAGGAAUGAGUGGCAGUGAGCGAGUGGAUAUUUCAGACACCGGAAAGUCAGCAAACGUGGUGGAUGGCGUCUCAGCAGGAGAUAACGGCGCAAAACCAAUCUCAAUGAGAGGACUACCGGAAGAUAAGAUACGCCGAGGGAGUAUGGCUCAAAGCAUGACCGCAGGCAUGAGUUGGGGUGGCAUAUCUGUGGGAAGCUGGAUUCGAGACGAUAUUAUGAUGUCGGGCACCUCUCCGUUCACAUUCGGCAAUUCGCCAUCCUUUCACUCCUCUUCGUACCUUCCUAAACUUGAAGCCAACUUCAUGCGCGAUUUCUCCUGUUGCGGCAUGACACUGCCUUCAUUGCACGACUUAUUGCAGCACUAUGAGGAAGCUCAUGCUCAGAAAACUUCGCAACAGAACAAGCCCAAUACAGCCGAUCAACCACAGAUGCCGGAUACUCGAGCCGCUAUGGCCACCAACGUAGCUGCUGCUGUACAACAACAAGCUCAACAGCAAAUCAAUUACAAGCCGAUCGCUCCAGCUCAUCCCUCGGCUCGGUCCAACCAGCCACAGCAAGACUUGCGGAAAGCUUCCACCUGUUCGAGCAACUUGCAGGCAUUUCCUGAUAUGGACACAGUAGAAGACAUGGAAAUGGAUGAUAUGGAUGGUGUGGAAGAGGAUACACCGCCGCCGAACUUAUAUACCCAAUCACACUCGAACAACCAAUCACCGCAAGCACAAUUCAGCCAGCCUCCUCAGCCCAGGUUACCUCAACUGAACAUGAACCUAUUGCAAGGCCAUCAAGGCUUGAGGAACUCAACUCCGACUACCCCGGUUACGCAAGGCCGACAAGGCCAUCCGUUUCAGAACAACCCAACUGUUUCCUCAGUCAACACACCAACAUUGAUGUCCAAUCCAAUGCAACAGCAAUUUCAGGAUCUCUCUGGCCAAUAUCGAGGCACUCCAGAUUCAUCAGCACCAGGGACACCGGCUGAGCUAGAUGAAAGUAUUAUGAGCGGUAUGGGGGACAUGUCCAUGCAAAACAACCCGCUUCUUAUGGGAAAUCAAACCCAGAACUUUGGCCUGGGAGGGUUUGGUGGGAACAGCGAUAUGAUUGAUUUGUGCAUCGAUGAACCCGCCAAGCGACUGUUCAGUCCCACUGGAGGGUAUGGCAGUCAAAACCAGCAGUACGCCCAUAUGAGACUUGGCAGCGGACAAUAUGGUCCGAACAGUGAUAUUGCACGACGAAUUAGAGAGCAACAGAUGCUGGCCGGUGUACCAGAUACCACCGCCGGUAUGAUGCCAAAUGACGAGCCCAAGCCUUUCAGAUGUCCUGUGAUAGGGUGUGAGAAGGCAUACAAGAAUCAGAACGGGCUUAAAUAUCACAAAUCUCAUGGUCACAAUAACCAGCGACUUCACGAUAACGCAGAUGGCACAUACUCGAUUGUCAAUCCAGAGACCUCGAUUCCAUACGAGGGUACACUAGGCAUGGAGAAGGAGAAGCCGUACAAAUGCGAGACAUGCGGCAAGCGAUACAAAAACCUGAACGGUCUCAAAUAUCACAAAACGCACUCACUGCCAUGCAAUCCAGAACUGCAAAUCAAUGGCGGCCCGGGCACAUCUACUGGCAUGAUGCCAAACCAAAGCCCGAGUCAAACUCAAAACAUGGGCGUCCCUGGAGCUGGUCUUUCUGGAGAAGCUGGCAUAGCCUGA